Molecule: messenger RNA, 1719 nt
Organism: Rhodofomes roseus
Lineage: Eukaryota; Fungi; Basidiomycota; Agaricomycetes; Polyporales; Fomitopsidaceae
Product: Alpha/Beta hydrolase protein
Exons: 4
Coding region: 113-1417 (434 amino acids)
Cellular component (GO): membrane
Molecular function (GO): palmitoyl-(protein) hydrolase activity
Source: RefSeq, a predicted model, not a curated record
AGGAAACUAUCUUGAACCAUGACUUACGACUAGGAGGAGCACAUCGCCACUGCCAGUCCACUGUCUGUUGUCCCUGCAUCCAUUUUUGAUAUCCAAUGCGUCAAACAUACCGAUGGAAAGAAUACUCAGGUCAUGUACAAGACAAUGUUCACCUGUUCCUGGCGUUCGAGCGGCACCGUCUACAUGCCCCCCGUGCUUGCCUCUAGCAUCCCGUCACUAUGUGUGCCGGAGCGGUAGUAAUAAUCAGUCUAGGCGUUGCACACCUGCACCGCACAGAAGAGCUCUCUACAACAUUCGCAGCCCGGAUACUGCCCUUAACAAGAGCGACUACGGGUUGAUGCUGCCGUCGUUGUUAACAGCAAGCCCUAUAUCCUUUCUGCAUCCUACAUCGGAAGCGCCCUCUGUAUCGCUGGCAAUAGCUGCCUUCUUUGGAUUGCCUGCAGCGCUCUGGGCGUACAAGUGCCUCAUGAUGGUAGUCUUUCAACGAAAAAUUAUCUACAUGGGAUACGCACCGCCUGGUGCAAGAACAGAAAGCCUUGGCGCCGAUGUACCUAUGCCAAAGGGUUUAACGUGUGAGGAGUUGCACCUGGAAAGCGAGAAGGGCAUCACCUUGUAUGGGAUCGAUGUCCGCAAAGACGUCAAGCAAACAACACCGUAUGCCCGCAAGGUCGUCGUCGUAUAUCUACAAGGUAAUGCCGGAAACUCCUUAGCCCGGCUUCCUGUCUUUGAGACGUUGCUGCACGGCAUACGACCGCCAUCUAAACCUUCGACACAACCAGCCCUCGAUGUCUCCAUUGUAGCAGUAGCACCUCGCUCCUACUGGAAGUCAUCCUCCCGCACCCCGACACAGCGUGGCAUCCUCGCAGACUACACCGCAGCCCUCUCCUACGCCACCCGCCGCUAUCCCGACUCUACCGUCGUCCUGUACGGCCACUCGCUAGGCGGCGCGGUCGCCGUCUGCCUCGCUGCCUCGCUGAGCGCGGAUGACUACCCCUCCGUCAAGGGUCUCAUACUCGAGAACCCGUUCUCUUCCAUCGGCGGCAUGGUGCAGGCUCUGUAUCCCCAACGAUGGCUCCCAUAUCGCUACCUGGCGCCGCUCGCAUUCGACAAAUGGGACGCAGUCACUGCUGUCCGCGAGACGCGCCCGCAGUCCCUCCUCGCGCGACUGUCGAAGGACACGCUCGUCUUGCUCAGCGAGAAGGACGAAGUGGUGCCGACCUCAAUGGGCAUGGAGCUGUACGCGGCCCUUCAGGAGAAACUGGCAGCAGACGCAGGAGAUGCCUCCGCAACCAACGGCUUGUGCCGACAAGUCGUCAUCCGCGGCGCGCUACAUGAACGCGCCUGGCUUGAACGGCAGUGGGUCUCGGAGAUGGGAGCCUAUAUGGAUAGCAUCUCAAAAUGCGACAAGGUGUCAUGAUGAUACUGCUACAAUUUGACUACAAUCGACAAUUUGUUGUAUCCGAUAGUCCAUGAGAAUAGAACACGAUGAGUGGGUGAUAAUGUUACAAUGGUGUUUACAGACAACGUAUGCUCGAGUCAACAGCGGAAAAAUCCACGAACAGGCAUAUCAGAGCGAUCCUGCCCAUUGAGCGAGAGGAGCAAGGCGAGGAUUGGUCUUGAGAUUGUGGAAGGGAGCGAAGUAGCUAUAGACUUGCUGACAGAAGGACGUGUACUUUGCACGCUCUUCAGAGUCUGUUGGUAGCGACUGUUCCGAUGUCA